UCUUCUGUAAAAACUCUGUUGUCGUAGGCAUUGGAAGAUCCAUUUUCUUGGUAUUUUGUGGCUCGCCUGUAAGAAACAAAAAAAGAAUUUAAGGUGAAAAUAAAAAUUCAGGGUAUAAAGAAUUAGAAAAUAAAUUCAUCAAGCAAUAAUUAAGUAGUUGGAUAACAAGAGGCCCAUGGGCCACAUCGCUCACAUGAGUCAGAUUGCCCUUGCUGUUAUUCAGCUAUUGUGAUUUUUGAAAGAUUUUUGCAAUCUUUAUUCCCAUGAAUUUUUUUUUUAUUGUAACCUCAACUUAGCCCCAUUAAGGUCACGAUAUAACCAUGACACAAUGUCACAAGAUGAAAGAAAAAUCAUGUAUGAAAUGCAAGGUCUUGUCAUUAGGACGGUCUAUAAACAAAAUUGCUUAGGUUAACUUUCCUAAUAUGUAGGUCAAAAUCCAAGGUCAAGGUUACAGGGUCAAAACUUUUAGUACAAAAAGAAAGGUAUUGUCACAAGGAAUAAAAAUAUAAAAAAUGAGAGCCCUAUAUCACUCUCCAUUCAAAAGUUAUGCGCAAGGUUCAAGUUUUGUAGAAAGAUAGAGCAAAAAACAUACCCCCCCCCCCUUUUUUUUUAGUCAUGCGGCAUAAAAGAUUGAGCCAACACAACUUACAUACAUGGGAGCAUUUGCAUUCUCCAAAUCUACAAUACCUGGAAAAAGCUUGCAAAUAUGACUAAUCAUGACCCAGCUGUUAUUGAGAAAAAGAUUUUUGAAAUUGUCUUUACUACAUACAUGUAUUCCCAUGUAAACUUUGAUUCUCUGUUGUGGCCUUACCCCAUCCCCGGGGACCACAAUUUUAAACUUGAAUCUGCAUUACCUAGGAAUGCUUGAGUAAUCAUGACCCUGUUGUUCUUGAGAGGAUUCUAUAUACAGUAUUCCCAUGUAAAACAGUGAUCCCCUAUUGUGGCCCCAUCCUAUCCUCGGGGGUUAUGAUUUGAACAAACUUCAAUCUACACUACCUGGGGAUGCCUGCAAAUCAUUAUGAGUAUUCAUGACCCUGGUAUAAUAUUCCCAAAGAUUUUUCUCUUAUAUUCUCAUUUAAAAGUUUGAUCCCUAUUGUGGUCUCACCCUACCCCUGUGGGCUACAAUUUGACCAAACUUGAAUUUGUAAUACCUGGGAAUGCUUGUAUAUUCAGGAGCGUCGGCAUGUGUUUGACAUUGGGGAGGCGAACUGGAUCGAAAGGGGGGGGGGGUCUAAGUAUAAGUAACAUGUGUUGACUUAUAUUCAGAUUUCCACCUGAAUCUUGAUAUUCUUUUUCUAUUCUGUCAAUGCCAUAAAGACACCACCUGAUAAUACUUAUAAGCCAGACCCCACUUUCAUAUGUAACAAACUCAGAAAGACAAAAAUAAUAAUAAAAAUUCCAAUCACUUGUAAGAUGUUAAUUACUUAUGAACUGAAACUCUUAAUUUGCAGACACUAGGAAUUUGAUGAAGCAAUAUUUAAUAACAAUUUCAUAUUGGCAUCAUUGACAUAUCAAUCAUUUCAUCACAAUAUUCAGAUUUUUAAUUAAGCUUAAGAUAUAUCAUGAUCUUUUGCCUGAAAAUAAGAGAAAGAAAUGAAGAUUUAAAAAUAUUUUCCAAAUAUCGUGUUUAGUGUAAUUGACGUAUUUGAACCACAGUGGCUGGGCCCAAAACGGGCUUAGCCCCUGUGAUCAGAGUAGAUAAAAUGUAAUAGUUUGAUACUUUGUCAUAUAAUGCAACCAUUCGUAAACCAAAGGGGUUGAAAGAAUACAAUUCUGGAUCCUUCUUAAUUGUCGAAACAACGCUUAGGAAAUAAAGAUAAACAGGCUGAUCAAUACUUGUUAAUCCCUCCAUUUUCAAAAAGCUUCCAAACAUAUGUAAGCCCCUUUUAUUGUUUACACCCGUCAGGUACAGAUACACAGACAUACAUGUACAUCCCAUUUUGGGUCUGAGCAAACAAUAGCUUUCACACUUGUCGCUCCAUUGACCACAGAUCGCCGUUAUACUCGCCGCUCAAAUGAGUAGAUAUCGCCGUUACAAAGUUGUUAAUUUCGUAUGUUGUUUUUUAUUUAUUCAUUUUUAUUUUUUAUUUACUUAUUUAUUUUUGUAAAAUUAUUGGGGCGGCAAAUGCCGCCCCUGAUGUUCUAUAUAUAUAUCCUUUUCUCCCGUAAUUCGAAAGUUCCGUGACUGUCCGUGUUUUGCAAACCGCGAUUCUCCAUACGUAACAAUGGGAUGACGUCAUGCAGUAUUACGUCACGACAUUUCCUUUGUUGCUACAACAAGGUGUAUCUGGCAAAGCGCAGUGAGUAGACUUUUUUCCUUAAAUUGUGUAUCACACGAAAGCUCGGGGAUCCAGACCGCAUUAUUUGUAGUUUAGUCUGCGAUCUCCUACUUUUGUUGACUUGGUGGCCAAAUUUACAGUGUACAUGUAACAGCUAACUCUAUUUAUAUGCAACUAAAUUUAUUUCCUCCAUGAUUCUAGAUCUGAAACUGAUAGGACUGAUAUUGAAAAUGGACUCCCCCAUUUUUGACAUCGCUGGAGAUAACAAACAGGAGAUGAGAGAGUUUGUCGGUCGGAAGAAGAUCCUGAAAACUAUCGAGAGGAUUGAAAUUAUCAAAGAAAAACACGCAGGCGUCAACAUGUUUCUGCCACCAUGGGCGACAGACGCCUAUUUCGAAUCCCUUCACAAACAAGAGACAAAGGAACAUUUUGGUAGAGAGGCUGGUGAAAAUCGCCUUGAUACCGAAAAGGAUAGCCCACAGCGCCAUAUAGCUUCACAAACAGACAAGGAUGACGAACAAAUCCACGUAGCAACAGAGUUGGCCAUAAACAAAGGGACUAAGAACUUCCACGUGCAGGAAAACAGACCUGAGGAUGACAGCGAGGAUGACAAUGAAGAUGACACUGAAGAUGACAAUGAAGAGCCUCUGCCAUGGAAGCUGUUCUUGUUCAACAUUAACACUUUAAAGAUCCCGAUUCAGGACAGAGAAAGGUACACUACCGAAGAACUGGAAGACGUCACAGAACCGUCCUUGCCAGGCAGUUCUCUUGUCAACAAUGCUAAACCUGUGCCUAAACCCAAAAAGCGCGGACUUGGAAGAAGACUGCUGAAGUUUCUGGGAGUGAAAUAAAACACGUGUGAAUGAACAUGAAUACAAUGCAAAUCCUUUUUAAGUUUUCUGUGUUAUAUCUAAAAAAGUUUGGAAAUAAUGUUCUUAAUUAGAUUAAAUAUUUUUAACUUUAUCAACA
This is a messenger RNA of Ostrea edulis (European flat oyster), 3248 nucleotides long. RefSeq lists its product as uncharacterized. The coding region runs from base 2471 to 3130 and encodes 219 amino acids. Lineage: Eukaryota; Metazoa; Mollusca; Bivalvia; Ostreida; Ostreidae. The record is from RefSeq and is a predicted model, not a curated record. The transcript is spliced from 7 exons.